Messenger RNA from Hyaloscypha bicolor E, 900 nucleotides. RefSeq names its product vacuolar ATP synthase-like protein 16 kDa proteolipid subunit. The record is from RefSeq and is a predicted model, not a curated record. Gene Ontology annotation, molecular function: proton-transporting ATPase activity, rotational mechanism. Gene Ontology annotation, cellular component: proton-transporting V-type ATPase, V0 domain. Gene Ontology annotation, biological process: proton transmembrane transport. Bases 65 to 553 code for a protein of 162 amino acids. The transcript has 6 exons. Lineage: Eukaryota; Fungi; Ascomycota; Leotiomycetes; Helotiales; Hyaloscyphaceae.
GUGUCACUGAGCUCCUGCCACGCUUUCCAUCGGUCUUGAAGUUUACGCAGAGCUGGACCUCACGAUGGCAGAAUCAGAGAUUGCACCGAAGUUCGCGCCGUUCAUCGGAAUGGCGGGCAUCUGUUUCGCGAUGACCUUCGGAUGUGUGGGCGCGGCGUAUGGCACGGCAAAGUCGGGCAUUGGAAUUGCUGGAGUGGGCACCUUCAGACCAGAUCUGAUCAUGAAGUCACUCAUCCCGGUUGUCAUGUCCGGUAUCAUUGCCGUAUAUGCUCUGGUAAUUGCUGUUCUCAUAGCAUCGGAUAUCGGACCUCCUCCUGCACAAAAUUACAGUUUGUUCAAUGGAUUCAUGCAUUUGGCAUGCGGUCUAUCGGUAGGCUUGACGGGACUCGCGGCCGGAUACUCGAUAGGGAUAGUAGGAGAUAUGGGCGUACGGUCAUACAUGCAACAGUCGAGGAUUUUCGUUGGAAUGGUCCUUAUUCUAAUUUUUGGGGAAGUCUUGGGUUUAUAUGGACUCAUUGUUGCCUUGAUUCUCAAUACAAAGAGCAAAGGCUAGGCUUGGCCCCACUUUACCCGAAGAUUGUACAACAAGGUACAGAAGAACCGUCUAUAUUGAAGGUGGCACGAAGAGCAUUGUUUGAUUAAAGAGGUGGUGGAGCUGCAUUGCAGGAGUUUGGGGUCGUGUAUGAAGGGAGGGGAGAUCCAUUGCAGAUCUUACAAUUCGAGCAAAUUUAUAGGUACUCAGAGUGUCCACAGAUUCUCUGUGUACGUAUCUACGACUACCGGAGAGGGGGGCAUCACCUUGCCCUCAAAUUCAAGAGCGAGUCUCGACCACAUUUAGGAUUGUAUCUAACACCGAGGACGGUAUUCUGUCAGCCUCGAGCGAGGACAUCCUCGUGUGCG